CGUGCGUCCAUGACAGCACGUUGUCAACAGCCGGAGGGGAGCUAACGGUCGAUCGCAGAUAAAUUGCCCUUGUGGAGCUAUUAUUGUGGGCUCGGAUACUUUAUAUAGAAAUAGCAGUUUCAAUUUUCAUAAGAAGGUGCAUUUCAUAUUCUGAUUUCAAGACAUUUGAAAUGACACUACUUUUAGGAAAUCAAAACUGUUUGGAUGGUUUGCGCAAGGAUGUCACAGAUGUACAAGGGAUAAUCAUAGAUGUAUUUUCACGAGUUGGUGCAGUUCGCUAUCCAUCAUGGAAGUUUCCGGAUAAAACAUCAUGUGAUUUGGAUCUUGUUACUUUAUUGAACCGUUUUGAUUAUGUAGAAGAUGACCCAGAAUACACACAACAUUCUCAUAUUGUGCUGUUUGAAUUGGUGAUUGACAGGUUGGUGCUGUUGUUGCAGAGUUUCACACACUAUGUUGAUCUUCUUACAAAGGAGCAGUGUAUCCCUUCCUCUAAGGCAGUAGGUCCAUCCAUGUCUGUUGGCUUGGUAGUGAAGAAAUACUGGAACAGCAUGCUCAAACUGGGGAACGUCCACCAACAGAAAAAUUUGAUGGCGAUGAAUCUUUCCAAGCUGCAAAGCGAUCUGAUGAAUUCCAAGGCAGAGAUUGAAAGAUUGAAGAAUUGUUCAUCUGAAACUUGUAAGUUGCCAUCACCCCCCAAAAGCAGCAAGUCCACUGGGAUGACACUGUCACAGGUCUCUCUUACACCUGUAAAUGCUGGAUUAGGUGAAGCACAAAGAAGCCCUCCUAGUGUAGCUACAGAUACUCGGAACAUUGGUUCACAGACAGUGGAAUCAGCUCUCGUACCAUGUGACGCCUGUGACCGUACACAAGCAACCCUUAAAAUGGUCAGCAAUUCCAUCAUCGCCAUUUGCCAAGGCCAGAAUAUCCCUUCAGCUUUGAGCCGGUUUCAGGAAGUAGUGAAGGAAACCCUGGGUGAUGGAAUGUUGACAGCAACCGAUAUAGCCUAUUGGGCUUCUGAACAGAGCAAAGACCUGGCCCGAAUAAAUAAACAUCUCACUGAACUCAUGAAUAGCAUUAAUCCACUAAAAGCUGAGCUGCAGACCGCAGCUGAGCAGCAAAGUCAAAUGAAAAAGACAAUUGAUAAAUUCAAUGAAGAACUCAAAAAAGAAAAAGAACAGCAACAUUUGAAAACACAAGAAUUUGACAAACAAAUGAAGGAGAUAAACAGAAAUAAUUCUGAGAGAGCAACAAAACUGGAACGUGACAAAGAAAUGCUGAGGAAAGGAAGUGCUACAUUAGAGGAGAAACUAUCAAUCCUGAAGGAGGAAGUCAAAGGGCAGCAUGUAUUAAUACGAGAUCUUGAGCUGUCUAAGAAGAUGCUGCUGGAAGAAAUGAGAACCAACAUGGCAGACAAAAGUGUGGUGCUGACUCUUGAAGAGCAAGUUAAACUUCUAACUAGUCAACUAGAGAGCACAACACAGCAGCUCAAAAUUAUUAGUAAUGAACUAGACAAAGAAAAAGUGAAAAUUAACAACAUGCUGAGACAUGAAGAGUCUCUGAAAGCUAAGAUUAAAGCUCUGCUACAACGUGUCGAUCAUCUGGAUGAAGAACGUGAAGAGCUAAACACUAGAUUAGCUGAGUCUGAGGCUGGGACAGGCAGGCUGGAAGAGCAAUUGAAGACAGUCAACAUGGAGAAAAAUAACCUACAGCAGCAACUCCGAGAACAACUGCAACUGACAGAACAGCUACAGCAAGAAAAACAUGAUCUGGAAAAUUCCAUGACUGAACUAAAACAAAAUCUGUCUCAACUAGAGAGCCAAGUUCAAGAAUAUAAGGAACAGCGUAGGCUUCUGGUUGCUUUUCCUGACUUAAAUAUGCCAUCUGAAAUACUGUGUGAAAGUACAGGUGAUAUUGUACAGGACAUGGAAAAACAGUUACAAGCAAACAGCUUGCGCAUCAGUAUUCUGGAAGAGGAGAAUUCUCGAUUGAGAAGCACCCUCACAAAGUUGCAGGAAACUACCCAACAAGGAGCUUUAAAGAUUAUCCCUCAGACAAAGCUUUGGUCAUCCUCAGGGCUGUCAGAAGAUGGAUCAAAACCUGAUGGUAGUGCAGGAAGGAAUGAGCAUGAUACAACAGGGAUGACUAAAGCUACAAGAAACUUGAAUGAAAAUAUGAGACUCAAGUCUAACCAGAGGCCAUGGAGUGAGCCAAAGGAGACAACUCCCUAUACAGAGCGAAUAAAAGAACCUGUAACAAAUGUCUUUCACUCACGAGAAACAUCUGCCAUUGGUGUUUAUGCAAGACUGAAAAAGGCUGGUGCCUUACCCGGUAUGAAAGCUAUAUCUGACAGUGCAAGGAAGAACUAUAGAAAAUUGCAUUAAGAUUAGGUUACUUGGUUCUAUAUUGUGGAAGGUAUGGUCUGUUAAGCACUGUAAUAUCACAUUUUAUUUUAACAAACUCAACAACUUUCUAAUUGUUACAUCCUCUGUCAAAAGUUAAGGACACAAGGAAUCGCUUUCCAAUAAAACUGAAAUUGAAGUGGGAUGGAGGAGAAAUUACCCUUAACACAGUUGCUGAUGCCUCAGUUUCAACUGAAAAAUAUGACAACCUCACCAAAAAAAUAAAAACAGGAGAUGAUUCUUCCAUAUAUUGUAAUCUAUUCUACUUUUAGUGCAGUAACAAACCAAAAAGAUUGCAUGAGAAACCACAUAUUUGAAAUGUUUGUCAACAGGAGGUAUCUUCACAGCACAGAAACUUGCAGUCAACAUCAAAUUAUCGUGUGGUGUUCAGUACGACACUAAGUAGCUUAGGAAUUUUAACUAAUUCCAUGGAUGUGGCAAUACAAUAAGAUAAUAUUUGUCAACUGGUCUAUAAAAGUACUCAUAAUAAGUUAUACUAAAAUUGACUGAUAUCUUAGAAGUUAGUCAUUGAAGCUAAAUUGAGCAGUUUUGCUUGCAAUAGGAAUCAGUUACCUAGAGUCGCAACUUCUGUUAAUGUCAUCCAGGGCUGGCCAGCAUCAGCAUCAUGUAUUAGAAACACAAGGCUCUUACUGAAAAGAUACAUUUUUACUAGUAUACGGUUUAAAAAUAUCACAGUAUAUUCAAGUAAAUUAACAAUUCCAAAUACCAGCCUGUAACCAUCUUGCAAAUUUAUCAAUUAAGAUUCUAUAGUUCUGGUACAGGGAAAAUAUUUCUUUAAAUGUAUCACUUUAAUCAAACAUUUCUGUAGAACCCAAUUAACAAGAAUCUGUGAUCUGUAAUCAAAUUGAAUGUUCAACGAUAUGAUUUUCAAUUAUACUGAUCUUGUUCCAAUUUAUAAGUAUGUACUUAAAUACAAUAUGACUCAAUGUUUAAUCUUUGUUAAUCAGUGGGAAAUGGCAAAUGUGGGUUUGUGUUUGUCAAUUAAAAUAAAGGGCAGAGUUGCAUUGUUAACUAGUCAUGUCUGGAAUAAUUAUCUAUUUAAUGUGUAAUGAUAUUGAAUGACGUGUCAUUGAACCAAUAUCUUGAGAAUAAACAGACUCUUGUGGUUCA
Messenger RNA from Rhincodon typus (whale shark), 3530 nucleotides. It is a transcript of the gene ccdc157, whose product is annotated as coiled-coil domain containing 157. The transcript has 11 exons. NCBI's taxonomy places the organism in Eukaryota, Metazoa, Chordata, Chondrichthyes, Orectolobiformes, Rhincodontidae. The coding region runs from base 171 to 2381 and encodes 736 amino acids. The record is from RefSeq and is a predicted model, not a curated record.